AUGUCUAUGCCCAUUCUGUUCAGCGCACGCAAUGCGAAGGGCAAGGCAGCACUGGGCAAGCAAGAGCAGGUCGAGCGUGUUUAUCGCGUUCCUGUAGACGUCGACCAACAAGUCUUCAUAACCGUGCGCGAACAGACAUCGUUCGACCUCGACAAGAAAGUCUGGGAUAGCGGCAUUGGGCUGAGUUCCUGGAUCGUGGAUCUUGCAAAUGAACAGUCCGCUAGUGCACCACCAAUUGUCGACGCCAUGAGAAGAGCCCUAUUCUCCUCCGAGGCCCGACAAAUUCUCGAACUAGAUAAACUGUGGGCAGGCGCUGGUACCGGCAUUGUAUCGCUGGUCCUGGGUGCUCUGCGCUCUGCAAAGGCCCGCUCUGAAUCUGGAUGUAUUCUUACCACCGACUUAGCCUCUGCAAUGCCUCUUUUAAAACACAAUAUAGCCUCCAAUGACAGCUCCUUCACAUGUUCUUCAACACGCCCCAGAGCAGUAGUGCUUGACUGGGACGAGGAGCGGUUCCCAGAAGAGGUAUCGGGCGUCCAACACGGCUUCGAUGUAAUAAUUAUGGCUGAUGUCACAUACAACACAUCUUCGUUCCCAUCGUUGAUUCGUACCCUUGAUAAAAUCAUUCACCUUGGGUCGUCGACCGCCGGGUCAGAUCCUAGACCGCACCAUCCGCUGAUCCUUCUCGGAUACAAGGAACGUGAUCCUAGCGAACGCUCUCUGUGGGAUGUGGCGCAGAACAUUGGUAUCCGGUUUGAACAGGUUGGAGAGCGACGCGGGGCAGGAGGCGAACCUAUCGAAAUAUGGAUAGGGACGGUACAAUAA
Messenger RNA from Postia placenta MAD-698-R-SB12, 822 nucleotides. RefSeq lists its product as hypothetical. The transcript has 5 exons. NCBI's taxonomy places the organism in Eukaryota, Fungi, Basidiomycota, Agaricomycetes, Polyporales, Adustoporiaceae. The record is from RefSeq and is a predicted model, not a curated record. Bases 1 to 822 code for a protein of 273 amino acids.